Messenger RNA from Scheffersomyces amazonensis, 1752 nucleotides. It is a transcript of the gene NRM1, whose product is annotated as Nrm1p. Bases 1 to 1752 code for a protein of 583 amino acids. The transcript has a single exon. NCBI's taxonomy places the organism in Eukaryota, Fungi, Ascomycota, Pichiomycetes, Serinales, Debaryomycetaceae. The record is from RefSeq and is a predicted model, not a curated record.
AUGUCUAUAACUUCAAAUCGGUUGGCUCUAGAACCAAUUAAGGGUUCUAUCUUAAAUUCCAACUCUAAUUCAUCAACCCCUCUUAAGAAGAAGAAGGUAUCUCCUAAAUCAAGAAUUAGAUUGGUAACUGUAUCUCCUUCAUUAGCUUUAACUCCGUUGGCUAAUAAGAGAAGUCAUACAACUUUAGAAUCACCUUCAAUUGCAUCUAAAUCAUUUUCAUUCUCAUCUAACAAUGCUAAUUUUAACUCAAGACGGUUCGCUACUAAAAUGGCAAGCUUUUCAGAUUUUAGAUCAACAUCUUUAUCUUUAAAAUCUCCCACCUCUUUAGAUUCAAAUUUAUCUGAUCCAAUUACUUCAAGUUCAUCCGUAUCUGUAUCAACUUUUAAAAAUGAUACUGCUGGAUUAGCUGCUACUAAAUUAAAAUUAAAAUUACAACUAGCAUUAUACAGACUUCAACAACGUGACGAUAUAGCUUAUCUUCAACCCAAGAAGAAACAAAAUACCAGAAAACACGUCUCAACCAAUUCAUCAAGUUCAUCUAAAUCAUCAAUUUCGGAAUUCUCAACCAAUUCAUCAACAUCAACAAAGCCUUUAUCUCUGCUGUUUGUUAAAAUGGAGUCUUUUAAUAGUCCUUCUCCAACUCCUGUAUCAAGACAAUCAAGCUAUUUACCAACUCCCCCUGAUACAUAUAGCAAUAUCAACCAUCCUCAUGCAUCUAUUAAUGUCAACUUAAACAAAAUCGCAUCAUCUUUUUCUUCAUCCGCUGUUUCACUUUCAAAAAUUGCAUCUGAUUCUUCUUCUUCUUCAUCUAGUAUUACAUCAACAACUGAAUUUUCUUCUUCAACUUCCAAAAGUAAAAAUUUGUCGUUAUCAAAUAUUGCUUAUAAAAAACAGUUUAAUUCACAUAAUAAAAAGAUUCAAAAGUUGAAGUUAUUUCAAAUUAAAAAGAAUUCAAUCUUUUAUACCGAGAAUGUCGAUAACAAUAAGAAUAACUCAAGUACUUCUAAUAUCAUCUUGAAUAAGAACGUAACCAAAUCCAACUUUCCAAAAUUAACACGUUCUGAUGAUGUACCACAUCCGACUCGUCAACCAUCAAUUGAUCCGGCUGCUUCAUUUCUUACUUCGUUUAAUCAAAAUUCUUUUAUUCUCCCAUUAGCAGCAGCUGCUGCCGCUGCUGCUUCAGCUAAUUCAUCGACAUCCACAACUUCGGCAUCUGAAACAAAAUCAUCUUCAUCACUUUCCUCCACAACUAAUAAAAUCACAGUACCUUCAAUUCAGAUCACUAACUUUGAUGCUUCUUCGCAUACUACCAAUAUUAAUGGUGGAACAACGUUACCUUCAAUUUCAAAAAUCUUGAAGACUCCAUUAAGAAGAGCUUCUGCACGUUAUCCAUAUCCACCAAUCAAUUCAAGCUCCAACAAUUCCAAUUCCAAUUCCAAUUCCAACUCAAAUUCUAAUUUCCAUAAUGAUGAUACGACAAUAGAUGAAGAUAACGAAACAAUACUCAAUAUUACAAGUAACAAUACGACUCUCAUGGCUAAUCAAUCCACAAUUAACUCGAAUUCGAAACAACUUGAUGAGAAUUCAACUUCAAACACAACAUCUACAUUGUUACCAAAUGAUGACAAAGCAGAUUCUAACUCAUCCUCAAACAACAAAAUACUCACGUCAUCUCCAAUUCACAAUAAUUUCGCAACUCCAAAUAGUUUCUCAGUAGCUAAAUCUUUGUUACAAUUAGGAGGUUAUGUCUGA